This is a messenger RNA of Onthophagus taurus, 2585 nucleotides long. RefSeq names its product BRCA2-interacting transcriptional repressor EMSY. The record is from RefSeq and is a predicted model, not a curated record. Gene Ontology annotation, cellular component: nucleoplasm. NCBI's taxonomy places the organism in Eukaryota, Metazoa, Arthropoda, Insecta, Coleoptera, Scarabaeidae. Gene Ontology annotation, biological process: regulation of DNA-templated transcription.
AUACAAAUUGAACUGGCCAGAACUCGUAAAAACUGUCAAUGACAAUUAAAAUUUUCUCGAAUUUACAUUGUAAUUUUUGAGAUUUUGUUUAAAAUCUCAUUUAUUUUCAUUAAUAAAACGAAGCGAUGCGUAACCCCAUUAAUUAAACUUCCCGCAAGAAUCGACAUCAGCUGGACGAGUACAUAACCUUAAUUUUGUUUUUUAAGUUGUUAUUUUUGGUUAUGUUCCUCUGAUUGACUGUUUUAUAAACGUAGGAUGUGGCCCCUUUUACUUGAUAUGACCAAGGAUGAGAGUGUACAAAGUUUACGGUGUUUAGAAUUAGAAGCGUAUGGUUGUUUAAUCAGUGCUCUAAGAGCCCAAGGACCUUUAAGCCAAGAUAAAUUAAAAUUACUUAGAGAUGCUGGAAUUAUACUAAAUAUUUCCCAAGAUAGACAUAAAGCCGAAGUUAGAAGAGCAGUUAAUGACGAAAAACUAAAUACAAUUGCAUAUCAUGUUUCUGGUCAAAAAAUCACAACGGAAGAAUGGGCGUUAGAGGGACGCCGUUUAGUGCCAUUAAUGCAAAGGGUCGUACCCCAAACCGCUUAUUCAGCCAUCGCUGAUGAAAUGGCUGACAUUUCUAAUAAACACAACCGUCAACUACCUAACCCAUCAAGCACAGAACGUAAAAGACCCGCGUCCAGUACAAGUCCUAUGAGUAUAUCCGAUAUAAAUAAAAGUACACCUUUUAGAAAUACAGAAAAUUCGAUAAAAUUGGAAGAUGGUAAAAAAAGGAAGUUACCUAUUAAUUUAGAUGGCCCCAGUUUAUCCCCACAUAUAAUGGGGCCCCCAAAAAUGAGUAGAAUUCAACAAAUUUAUAGGCAAAAAACACGAGCACGACAAAAAGAACAAUCUCAGUUUAAAAAGACGGAAAAUGAAUUAACUCAAAAUAAAGUUAUGUAUCAACAAGUACAACAAAAAGUAACACAAAAAGCAAUAACGCCUCCAACGACAACAAAUAUAAAUAUUCUUCAAAAUAUAAGUAUUCCUACUCAUAUAGAUGCAGAUGAGAUCGAUGGGAAAUUAGAAAAUAUGGAAACCGGUUUGAACGCUUCAUUAAAUGAAACGGAAGAGAUUCAAUUAAAUUCAGAUCAACUUCCUAUAAAUCUUCCUCCUUGUAGCACAAAACCGAUUCAACCAGGCAUAAUAAAAUCUACGGGAGCUUUAAUUCCAACAACCAAAAAAACUUUAACAUCAAAAUGUUUAACCGGACAAAAAUUAAUCGUCGUUUCAAACCCUCAAAGUAUGGCCACAACUAGUAUUUUACAAAGAACUUUAACUAUUCCAUUUGUUAAAAAUAUAUCAGUCAAAAAUUUUGAUAAAUUUAAAAUAGUAACCACAAAUAGUUCGUCUACAAAUGUCCAAUUGACUUCUUUGUCCAAUAGUAAUAUAGCCACUGGACAAAGUCCAGUAACAAAACACAAAGUAGUUACUGUUCGUACCAACCCAACAGUAAAAAAGGUGAUCCCUUUGUCACAAUUACAAAUAUUAAACGCAAAGGGUGGUAUAAAAGUUUUACCAAUUGGAGGAAAAAUUAUUACAAAAACAAAUUCCGGAAGUACACCAGUCUAUAUAGUAAAUUCAAGUAACAUGCAAUGUUUAACAAAAUGUACGUCGAGUACACCGGUUAUUAUGACAUGUAAACCGCAAGGUUCACCCGAAAAUAAAUCUUUAUUGGUAUUAAAAAAUCCAACUCAACAAGUACAACAAAAUCUCGAAGUUGAUGAUCGAGAGAUAAUAGUCGAACAGGAUAUAAUCGGAAAAGAAGUUGAAGUGAAACAAGAAGAUGGGGAAGAAGAGGAGGUUGAGGAUGAGGAAGAAGAAGAAAUUACGGAGAAUGUUAAAAAACAAUGUAAUUUAAAGCAAGAUGAUGUAAAUAAGGAUAGUUUGAAUGAGGUAGAUGUAAAUGAAACCAAUUUAAAGGAAGAUGUAGAAGAAAAUAUUGAAUCUCUUGAAAAUGAUUUAAAUGAUGAUAAUGAGAAAGUUAUUGAGGCGAAUGAAAAGACUGAAAUGGUGCAAUGUACAAAUGAGUUUACUUAUGUGAAUGGUUUGUCACCAAGUGUUUUUCCAACAAGUAACGUUUAAAAAAAAGAGAAAAAAGACUUUUAGCAAAAGAUGUUGUGUUGUGUUAAAAUAAAUAAUAGUGAAUGUGGUGAAAAAUGUAGUAAGUGUUUUUUCAGUUUGUAAGUAAUGAACAAGAGAAAUUAAUUAUUUAUUUAUUAAUCUUUAAUAUUAAUAAAAUAAAAUUUAUAAACUGUAUUUUGACAAUUUAAGGGUGGACCGUUUUGAUUUCUUCUUUAGUGCUUGUACAUAUAUAUCAUAUAAGAAGUAUUGUCAUAUACAUCACAUUGUUAACAUCACAUUUUUCUUUAAAUAUUAUUAUAUGUUAUUCCUAUAAAAUUAUUUCCCAGUGAGUCAAGUAUUGUAAGACACUAUAAAUUGCGUUAUUAUUGUGAUGAGAAAUUACGAAUAACAGAAAAAAAGAAAUCUAAACAUUUUUGUAUAUAUUUUUUUAUAUUAGUUGAAAUACAGAGCAUAUUUAUCACUGA